AUGGAAUGCUUGGGUUUUGUUCUGCUGAAACCAGGAUCCCCAGAGCCACUGCAAGUCAGGAAAGGAAAGGAGAAACAGAUGGAGUUUUGGCUCUGGACCAGCAUAACCCAUCAUGCCAACUACAGCUGUCUAUAUUACCAGCAGGAUUUCCCGUAUUUGGGCUCCUUUCCUAGUAACAACGUGGAAAUCAGGGUGACAGAUAAAGAUAACGCUGUCGUGGUCUAUGUUACAAUUUCCACCUGCGUCUCCCUCUCCCUCCUCUUCAUCUGUAUCUUCGUGGUCUACAAAUGUACCCAGCACGGUCCCCAUCAGCCAUCUCAGGGGACCCUCGUUUGCAAAAAGCCUCUGCUCAUCCCAUCUCCAAACGACCCCAACUCGACCACUGAGUAG
Messenger RNA from Elephantulus edwardii (Cape elephant shrew), 390 nucleotides. RefSeq names its product T-cell-interacting, activating receptor on myeloid cells protein 1-like. The record is from RefSeq and is a predicted model, not a curated record. The transcript has 3 exons. Bases 1 to 390 code for a protein of 129 amino acids. Lineage: Eukaryota; Metazoa; Chordata; Mammalia; Macroscelidea; Macroscelididae.